AUGCACAUCCAUGCAAGAUGGUUGGAUGCAUUGUUUGUGCUUAACAGUGAUGGAACGCAAACGUUGGAAGCAAUACCUAACGCUGCUCGGGAUUCCUUGAGGGCACUUCUACUACUAGCACUUUUUGCACUCACUUUUACCUCUUCCAUGUUAGCAACUGUGUUACGUGGAGAAUGGGCUCGAACGAACGUAUCGUCCCUAAUUUCUUGUGUUGGCGGUGGAGUGUUUCUUGUUACUUGCUUGUUGGAUUUGUUACCUGAGGCGUUGGAGUCGUAUGAAAAAGUAGGAGUUAGAUCGAAGUUUCCAGUUGUUGAAGCAGCUGUCGCAGGUGGCCUGCUGAUGGUUCUAACGAUAGAACAAGUUGUUAUAAUUAUGCAAGAGAGGGGAUGGCUCAUUUCCGGUCGCGUUCAUGAACAUAAUGAAGAAGAAAGAAAUCCGCUUUCCCUUUCCUCUCCCCCUGUGGCGGAUGAAAGCAGUAACCAUGUGAUCGGCGUUUCUCUCCUCGUGUUAGCCCUGUCUUUGCAUGCCCUUUUUGAGGGGCUCUCGUUGGCAGUUAUAAACGACUCCUCGAAGCUGCUGGAGGUUUUUGCUGCGUUAAUUCUUCACAAAUGUAUCAUUGGCUUUAGCCUGGGCGUUCGGCUUGUUCAAAGUGGUUUGCGAACACCAUGUGUUGCACUUUGUUCAUGCUUGUUUAGUAUUCAGAUAUUGAUUGGUGGCCUCGGUGGCAUUGAAAUCAUGUCUGUGCUCUCUGGUGGUGAUCGAACAACGGCUGCAAUGGCUUCGUCAGUUCUGCAAGGCAUAGCUUGUGGUACAUUUUUAUACAUAACAACUUUUGAAAUUCUACCGUACGAACUGGAAAGGACUGGUAGCCGAAUUGCAAAACUCGCAUGUUUGUUCCUUGGUGUUUUGAUUAUGCUUGCUUUCUUAAUUUUUUUACCAGAUGCGGACUGA
Messenger RNA from Necator americanus (New World hookworm), 951 nucleotides. RefSeq lists its product as uncharacterized. Gene Ontology annotation, molecular function: zinc ion transmembrane transporter activity. The record is from RefSeq and is a predicted model, not a curated record. Gene Ontology annotation, cellular component: plasma membrane. Bases 1 to 951 code for a protein of 316 amino acids. NCBI's taxonomy places the organism in Eukaryota, Metazoa, Nematoda, Chromadorea, Rhabditida, Ancylostomatidae. Gene Ontology annotation, biological process: zinc ion transmembrane transport. The transcript has 8 exons.